Messenger RNA from Racocetra persica, 684 nucleotides. The record is from the annotation of a GenBank genome assembly. Lineage: Eukaryota; Fungi; Glomeromycota; Glomeromycetes; Diversisporales; Gigasporaceae.
AAUGGUUGCCACAAGGGCAAAUAUAAUUGGAAGAACCGCAUCGCAGUUUUUAAGAACAAACCACUUAAUCUAUGUGAUAUUGAAUAUUAUAGAAAUCAUAAUCCUGAACAUGUUAGAAAAAAGCUAUAUCGAAUGGCAAAAGUAAUCAGAAAAGAAAUCGCAAGUAGAUCUACAAAUGCAACACCAUCAAUGUUGGCAACAGCUGAAAGUGUUGCAAUAUCAAAACAAUAUGGCAUUAAGAACAUGCAAGAUUCUAAGGAACAAGCUGUGCUUCUUGGUAUUGUAUCUACAAUUAUGCCAAUGUUAUUGACCAAGUAUUUAGAUCUUUUUGCAAUAGAUUCUACUGGGAGCCAUAACUGUUUAAACUUUCUGAAUACGGCCUUUAUAGUCAGAUCGGAUAAACCCCAUAGUCAAAUUAUAGCUACAUUCAUAAGUGACAGAGAAACGAUACCAGUCAUUGGCCAUAUGUUCGAAUCACGGCUAAAAAAUGCUUUCCAAAUACGCAAGCAAUUUUAUAUGACUGGCAUGAAGCAUGCUGCUGCUAAACUAGAUAAUGAUGAUGUCCAGCAUGCUGCUGCUGAACUAGACGAUGAUGAACUAGAUGAUAAUGAUAUCCAACAUGCUGCUGCUGAACUAGAUAAUAAUGAUAUUAGUAAAGAAAGCUCAAGAUUAUCUAAGAGCUGA